Molecule: messenger RNA, 1593 nt
Organism: Exophiala bonariae
Lineage: Eukaryota; Fungi; Ascomycota; Eurotiomycetes; Chaetothyriales; Herpotrichiellaceae
Exons: 6
Coding region: 1-1593 (530 amino acids)
Biological process (GO): protein sumoylation
Cellular component (GO): chromatin
Molecular function (GO): SUMO ligase activity; zinc ion binding
Source: RefSeq, a predicted model, not a curated record
AUGGCAACUUCGGCGUAUGCCUCGUCGCAGGAGCAGGCCUCGCAGAUGACUGCCCGUGUCAAGACUUUGACCGUUGAAAAGUUGAAGAUCCUCCUUAGAACAGAGGGUUUACCUGUUAGUGGUGUCAAGAAUGAAUUACAGGUCAGGGCUAUUGCACAUAUCGAGAGGCUGCGCAUGGCUGGUGACCAGGCUGGUUUGACCAGAGUGCGAGGCAAUAUUAGUGGCUUUCCUCCCACAUAUGGCUCAUCUGCCUACCCGUCGCCUUAUUCUCCCCACAAUUCAACGUCUUCGGCUUCUCCUCAUUACUCUUCCCCUGUUCCACAUCCUUCUUACAAUAUGCCUGGUUCAAACUCUUUGUCGAAUCGGAUCUCAUUCAAGAACUCUCCUUUCUACACGAUUACAAGAUCCCUAACCACAGUUCUCGAAUGCAAAGCCCGUGAGGCCACUCGUGACACGGCACGACUGACAGUUUCUUUUGAUCAAGGUCUUGUAGACCAACUAGCGCGGGAUCCAUCAUGCAGAAUAAUGGUCUUCUGCGCUGCUGAAGGCUUUCAACCGCUAUCAAAGGAAUCCGAGAUUGCCUUCCCCCAUAAUGUGGAACUCAAAUGCAACUCGGAUGAAGUCAAAGCCAAUUUGAGGGGUCUCAAGAAUAAACCUGGUUCCACCAGGCCUGCAGACAUCACUCAUCUCAUUCGGAAAAAGGCCAAUUAUCCCAACUCGGUUGAGAUGGUCUAUGCUCUGACCACCAAGGACAAACAAAAACAGAAGUUCUAUCUUGUGGUGAACCUGGUUCAACAGAAGUCCAUCCCGGCAAUGGUAGCUGAGCUCAGACGCGGAAGAGUCAUCACCAAGGACCAAGUUCUGCGAGAAAUGCGAACCAAAGCUGAAGAUCCGGAUGAGAUUGUUGCAACUUCGAGUGUCCUAUCUCUAAAGGAUCCGGUCGCAUAUACUCGAAUCACAACCCCUUGCCGAUCGAUCGGUUGUAACCACAACCAGUGUUUUGAUGCUGCUGCGUACUUACAGUUGCAAGAGCAAGCUCCGACCUGGACCUGCCCCAUCUGCAACAAACCGGCACCUUGGGAAAAUCUAGCUCUUGACCAAUAUGUGAACGAUAUUUUGAGCUCGACGUCGACGGAAACCGAGGCUGUCACAGUGAACCCUGAUGGUAGAUGGCAACUUCAGAAAGAAGACGACAGCAACAACAACAACAAUCGUCGAAGUAAUCCAACACCGAGUGAAGAAGAUGAGGAUGAUGAUCUAGUUGAAAUACGAGACGAUCCAUUCACAAAGCCCAAAGUGGACACACUUACGCCUCAUACUGUCAGGACUCCACCAUUAUCCUCGAGGGAAGAUUCCAGAGCACCAUCAAUGUCCGCCCCGAAAUCGGCGAGCAAGCGGCCACGGGAGGAUGUCAUUGAUCUGACCUUGAGUGAUGAUGAGGACGUUCCUGCUUCCAAAGCUCCAAGGAUGUCGAAUGUGUCUGCAUCGGAAUUGACGAGAACACAUCCCCUCGAUAAUCGGUAUUAUUUUCAACUGCCUCCUCCGAAUCCCUCGUCCGGUUUUAACUUUGAUAGGAUGCAUCCUUCUUUUUAA